Molecule: messenger RNA, 1092 nt
Organism: Erigeron canadensis
Lineage: Eukaryota; Viridiplantae; Streptophyta; Magnoliopsida; Asterales; Asteraceae
Product: stemmadenine O-acetyltransferase-like
Exons: 1
Coding region: 1-1092 (363 amino acids)
Source: RefSeq, a predicted model, not a curated record
AUGAAAGAUUGCAUGACUAUUGAUUGUAAUGAUUCAGGGGUUCCAUUCGUUGUAGCUCGUAUGAAUUGUCGCUUGGAUGAGCUACUAAAAAGACCUCCUAUGGAUUCAAUGUGUGAUUUUGUUCCCUUCAGGACUAACUGCUUCCAAGAUAAUACCGAGGGUCUUGUUGGUAUUCAAGUAACAAUAUUUGAUUGCGGGGGUAUAGUGAUUGGUGUAUGUAUGCACCAUCGAAUCUCAGAUGCUAUGUCUAUGAGAAUCUUCAUCAAAUGUUGGGCAGACGAAACUGCAAUAGAUUUUCAAAUGCCUAAAGCUGACGUAGUGAACCCUGACUUCACCACCGCCCGGGAGCUUUUCCCACCCGUUGAAUUCAUACCAAAGGAAAUACAAAAGAUACUCAACUACAAUCAUUUUGAAGAAUCCAAAUUUGUUCAAAGAAGGUACGUGUUUGAUAAAAAUGCCAUUGCUUCUUUACAAUCCAAAACAUCUAAUGAUGCAACACCUAAUAAGCCCACUCGCAAUAUAGCACUGACAAGCUUUAUUUGGAAACACAUGAUGGAAGCUUCUAGAAUCAUCAGAGGCUCUUCAUUCAAUUCCUUGGAAACCUUUAUGGUAAACUUAAGGCCAAGAUUCCAACCUCCCUUAUCGAGCAAUACUUUUGGUAACUUAUGGUGGAUUGGUUUUAGAUCAUGUGACGUCUCUUUGGAUGGAGAGAUAAUGAAGCCUGAGUUGUGCAACAUAAUGGAUCACACCCAUUUAGAUAAUGAUUAUGUAAAGGAACUACAAAAACCUGGUGUGAUAUUUCAAUUCAUACAAGGGAUUCAAAAUGACGCAAAUGAAAGCGUGAAAACAAUUGUAUUUUCAAAUUGGUGUAACUUAGGCCAUUACAACAUUGAUUUUGGAUGGGGAAGGCCUAUAUGGAUUGCAUAUGCUCAUAAAAAUAACGUACUAAACAAUAGGGGUACCUUUUUAAUGGACUCCCCAUUAGGGAUAGAGAUUUGGGUUAUUGCGAAAGAAGAUGAGAUUUCUAUCCUUGAAAGCAACCAAGAGUUCCUUGAAUACGCAAGCAUAAACCCUAGCGUCAUACAGGGAUGA